Messenger RNA from Synchiropus splendidus (mandarinfish), 2228 nucleotides. RefSeq names its product acyl-CoA thioesterase 11b (gene acot11b). Lineage: Eukaryota; Metazoa; Chordata; Actinopteri; Syngnathiformes; Callionymidae. The coding region runs from base 145 to 1935 and encodes 596 amino acids. The record is from RefSeq and is a predicted model, not a curated record. The transcript is spliced from 15 exons. Gene Ontology annotation, molecular function: thiolester hydrolase activity; lipid binding. Gene Ontology annotation, cellular component: extracellular exosome.
GUCUAACAGCACUGGCAAGUUCCCCAGGAGUUGUUUACUGUGGGAAUGAGUGAAAAGACCAAGGCAGUGAUCCGGGCCAGUUCUGUCGAUGAACUGGCUUGUAUUUGAAGUACUCUGGAAUCCACAUUUUGCGGGUUACAAGACAUGGCAUCCGAAGGCAGAAAGGGUGAUAUCUUCCAGGACCAGGAGGUUGUCAUGGAGAAUGGGGAAGUCUACAGAAACCCCACUGAAUUGAAGAUGAGUCAGAUUGUGCUGCCCUGUCAUGCCAAUCACCGUGGUGAACUGAGUGUGGGGCAACUGCUCAAGUGGAUGGACUCCACAGCCUGUCUGUCUGCUGAAAGACAUGCAGGCUGUUCCUGUGUAACUGCAUCUGUGGAUGACAUCCAUUUUGAACACACCAUUGGGGUGGGAAAAGUAGUGACCAUCAUUGCUAAGGUCAACAGAGCCUUCACGUCCAGUAUGGAGGUAGGUAUAUUAGUGACCUGUGAGGACCUCUACACCAAUAAGCAUUGGAAAGUCUGUCAAGCCUUCGCCACUUUUGUUGCCAGAAGAACCGAGGCUGGGAAGGUACAGCUGAAGCAGGUGGUGCCUGUAACACAACUGGAGCAGAUGGAAUACAGUCUGGCGGCAGAGCGGAGGAGGAUGCGGCUCAUUCAUGCUGAGAUCAUUACAGACUUACUGAGCAGCAGCACGGCUCAACUGGGUACACAGAGCCGGGAUAACAACCGCUGUCCCAGCAUGCAGCCCGGUAUCAUCGCCAUUAUGCUGUACGUGGGAUUGAUGAGCUUGUUCUUCUCUCAUCAGGAGAGUGUCAGGAGCAUCAGGACGCUGUGCCAGCUGAUCGUACACGGGUGGAGAGCGUGGAGCUGGUGCUGCCACCUCAUGCCAACCACCAGUCGCUUGUGUAACGCCCAUCCAACAUUAAGGACAAUAGAUAUGUUCCAUUUCCGCGGUCCCUCUCACAUUGGUGAUCGACUGGUGCUCAAAGCCAUCGUGAAUAACUCUUUUAAGCACAGUAUGGAGGUGGGAGUGUGUGCGGAAGCCUACCAGGGUGAUGAACCUCAGCGCCAUAUAAAUAGUGCCUUCAUGACCUUUGAGGUUCUGGACAGUGAAAGGAGACCACAAACGCUGCCCCGGAUACGGCCGGAACCUGUGGACGGUGAAAGACGUCAUCAAGAAGCCAUAGCCAGAAAGAAGAUUCGCCUCGAUAGGAAAUACAUCAUCUCUUGCAAGCAGCAUGAAGUACCCCUGUCUGUGCCGUGGGACCAAAGUAACCAGAUGUAUCUGAGCUACAAUAACGUAUCAGCUCUGAAGCUCAUGGAAGCCAAAAGCAACUGGAUCCUAUCAUCUGAGAAGAAUAAGGUUAGAUUGUACACAUUAGAAGAAAACCAGAUGUUGUGCUUCAAAGUAGAGAUGAAUGUCAGCGUUCCAGCCGAACAGACGUUCCAGCUGUUGUCAGAUCUGAGGAGGAGGAAAGAGUGGGACCUCCAUUAUGAGGAGUGUGAGGUGAUCACUCAUGCAGACGAUGAUGACACACUAUACCGCAUUGCCACGCCGUCUGUUUGUAAAGGAGGCAAAGGUCAAGAUUUUAUCUUGCUGGCAUCCAGGAGGAGGCCAUGUGACAAUAGUGACCCCUAUCUGAUCGCUCUACGCUCGGUAACACUGCCAACGCACCCGCCAACUCCGGACCACUGCAGGGGAGAAGUGCUUUGUGCUGGCUUCACAAUUUGGGAGGAAUCUACCUCUGUCACUAAGAUUACCUACUACAACCAAGCCACACCUGGAGUGCUCCCAUACAUCUCCACAGACAUUGUUGGACUGUCCUCAACCUACUACAACACUUUUUUUGCUUGUAGUUGCUUCUUGGAGAACAACAAGGACAACAUGGCUUCCGUCAGUUCACCAGACCCCAGCAGUUCAACCAGUUCACCUUGAACAAGAAGCAAAUAUAUCUCAUUUUCACUUUUCCCAUUCAGUAAAUAAUGAGUUCUGCACUACAUGAUGUAAAACACGCACUUUUCCAAUCCUUUUAUAGUGUGUAAGGCAUAUAUUUGCUAGAUCUGUUAAUUUGAGGCUAAGAGGUAACUUUUCAAUGAUGAGUGUAAAAUCAAGUGACUUUCUACAUUGUACGCCUUGUCUUUCCAUUUAAAUUAAAUGUAUUUAAUUCAUUUUUCUGACUGCUCUGUUUAAAAAUACAUUUUCUUGUCAAUGAUUUUUGUUGCUGCAUA